UCUAGUUCGUAACAAUGGUAGAAGAAAAAGGGUUCGUUCUUUUGCUCUAUGGUGCUUCCCAACAUAAGUUAAGGUUUCUGAUGUUUCAUACGACGACAUUGAUGUUUCUCACGAUGUUGGUUCUUUCUCCAUUUGCAUUUUCACUCACUGAAGAAGGACAAGCAUUAAUGGCAAUGAAGUCUUCGUUCAACAACAUUGCUGACGUUCUUCUUGACUGGGAUGAUGUGCAUAGUGAUGACUUUUGUUCAUGGCAUGGAGUUUUUUGUGAUAAUGUCACUCUUACUUUAACAGUGGUUUCUCUAAAUUUAUCAUGCUUGAAUCUUGGUGGUGAAAUAUCGCCAGCAAUCGGUGAUUUAAGAAACUUGCAAUCCAUGGACCUUCAAGGGAAUAAACUAACUGGUCAAAUCCCCGAUGAAAUUGGGAACUGCGGUGAACUUGUUCAUCUGGAUUUAUCUAAUAAUCAGCUCUAUGGUGAUAUACCUUUCUCCGUUUCGAAGCUGAAGCUACUUGAAUUUUUGAAUUUGAAGAACAAUCAGUUGAUUGGUCCCAUUCCUUCGACUUUAUCGCAAAUUCCAAAUCUCAAGACUAUUGAUCUUGCUAGAAAUAAGUUCAUUGGGGAGAUACCGAGGCUACUAUAUUGGAAUGAAGUAUUGCAAUACCUUGGGUUGCGAGGGAACAUGUCGACUGAAAUUUUGUCUCCCGACAUUUGUCAAUUAACUGGUUUAUGGUAUUUUGAUGUCAGAGGCAAUAAUUUGACUGGUACUAUACCAGAGAGCAUUGGUAACUGUACAAGUUUUGAAAUCUUUGACAUAUCGUAUAAUCAGAUAACGGGGGAGAUUUCGUAUAACAUUGGAUUUCUUCAAGUAGCUACUUUGUCGCUUCAAGGAAAUAGGUUAACUGGGAAGAUACCGGAAGUAAUUGGUUUGACGCAAGCUCUUGCAAUUUUGGAUUUGAGUGAGAAUCUGUUAGUGGGAACGAUUCCUCCAAUAUUAGGAAAUCUAUCUUUCACCGGCAAACUAUAUCUUCAUGGAACCAUGCUUACUGGUUCGAUGCCUCCCGAGCUAGGCAAUAUGUCUAGACUGAGCUACCUGCAAUUGAAUGAUAAUCAACUGGUGGGUGAAAUUCCUAAUGAGUUUGGGAAGCUUGAACAUCUGUUCGAAUUGAAUCUUGCCAAUAAUCGUCUAAAUGGAUCUAUUCCACAUAACAUAAGCUCUUGCACGUCCUUAAAUCAAUUUAAUGUGCAAGGUAAUCAGUUAAGCGGUUCUAUUCCAUUGAGCUUUCAUAAUCUUGAGAGUUUGACUUACUUAAAUCUCUCUGCGAAUAACUUUAAAGGGAUUAUACCAGUUGAGUUAGGUUGUAUCAUAAAUCUUGAUACAUUAGACCUAUCUAGCAAUAAUUUUUCCGGUCAUGUCCCAGCAUUUGUUGGUUCUUUAGAGCAUCUUUUGACCUUGAACUUGAGUCGGAACCAUCUUGAAGGUCCCUUGUCUGCUGAAUUUGGGAAUCUCAGAAGCAUACAGAUUAUUGAUAUGUCCUUCAACAAUCUGUCGGGUAGCAUUCCUCUAGAGAUUAGACAGCUGCAGAACCUUGCCUCUCUGAUUUUGAACAACAAUGACCUGCACGGGAAGAUUCCAGAGCAGCUCACCAACUGUUUCAGUCUUUCUUCCAUGAACUUUUCUUAUAACAACUUCACCGGAGUAGUUCCAUCUUCUAAGAACUUCACGCGGUUCCCGGCUGACAAGUUCUUUGGGAAUCCUUUAUUAUGUGGAAAUUGGGUAGGAUCCAUAUGCCGUCCAUAUCUCCCAAAUUCAAGAGAGAUAUUUUCUAGAGUUGCAGUUGCAUGUCUCACUCUCGGUAUCAUCGUGUUACUGGCUAUGGUUAUUAUUGCUAUCUAUAGAUCCAUCCAGUCAAAGCAGUUGUUGAAAGCAUCUAGCAUGUCUGACCUAGUGCCUCCCAAGCUUGUGAUACUUCAUAUGACUAGAGCUUUUCAAGCAGAAGAAGAAUCAGAAGAAGAAUCAGAAGAAGAAUCAGAAGAAGAAGAAGAAGAAGAAGAAGAUGAUAAUUUGUCUCUUCUGUCCAGAAGAUGCAAGGAGCCAGGUCAUUGGAAGAAUGAAUGUCCUAAGCUGAACAAAGAUAGACCAAAGAAGAAAGACUUCAGAGGGAAGAAAAAUGGUCUGAUUGCUACUUGGGAUGAUUCAGAAUCCUCAGAAGAAGACUCUAAGGAAGGGCAAGCUAAUGUGGCACUUAUGAAGCUUCUGAACAAAUACAAGGAUUUGAAAAAGGUUCAUGUAUCUGAGCCAGUAGCAUACUGUAAACUUAAGAAAGAAUUCUCAAGUUUAAAUAGAGAAAACUUUGUUUUAAAAAAUAACGACUCUAUGCUUCAUAGGAAGAGUUCCAAACUUGAGAAGGAAAAUCUUUCAAAAGCAUCUACAGAGUCUGAUAAUGUAUCAAAAGCUUCUGAACAAAUACAAGAAUCUGAAAAAGGUUCAUGCAUCUGA
This is a messenger RNA of Lathyrus oleraceus (garden pea), 2495 nucleotides long. Its product is annotated as LRR receptor-like serine/threonine-protein kinase ERL2. Gene Ontology annotation, molecular function: zinc ion binding; nucleic acid binding; receptor serine/threonine kinase binding. Gene Ontology annotation, biological process: stomatal complex morphogenesis; embryo sac development; plant ovule development. The record is from RefSeq and is a predicted model, not a curated record. The coding region runs from base 15 to 2495 and encodes 826 amino acids. Lineage: Eukaryota; Viridiplantae; Streptophyta; Magnoliopsida; Fabales; Fabaceae. The transcript is spliced from 4 exons.